This is a messenger RNA of Mercurialis annua (annual mercury), 3596 nucleotides long. RefSeq names its product myosin-binding protein 2. Lineage: Eukaryota; Viridiplantae; Streptophyta; Magnoliopsida; Malpighiales; Euphorbiaceae. Gene Ontology annotation, molecular function: myosin binding. The record is from RefSeq and is a predicted model, not a curated record. The coding region runs from base 18 to 2969 and encodes 983 amino acids. The transcript has 3 exons.
AAGUAUCAAAGCAAAACAUGACAAACAUUCUUCAGUUUCCUCUUCAUAUCUCUCUCUUUCUCCAUUAUCAUCUCUCAGUUUGUGUAAAUAAACCAAAAAAACCCGAAGAAUAUAGAAUGGCAGCCAACAAAUUUGCAACCAUGCUGCAGAAAAACACCCACAAAUUUACUGUAAUUCUAGUGUAUGCACUUCUCGAAUGGAUUCUAAUCAUUCUCCUUCUCUUAAACUCUUUUUUCACUUACCUUAUUACCAAGUUCGCCAACUACUUUGGCCUUAAACCACCUUGUCUUUGGUGUUCAAGAGUUGAUCAUGUCUUGGAAUCCAAGAACAACAAUUCUUACAGAGAUCUUAUAUGUGAAACUCAUGCAACAGAGAUUUCCAAGCUUGGUUACUGCUCAAAACAUCGAAGAUUGGCUGAUUAUACGCACAGUAUGUGCACUGAUUGUUCGGUUUCUCGGCCUAAUGAUCAUACGAAUACCAAUAAUGAGUGUGUUCCGAUUACGGCUUUUCUUUCUUGGAUUAGUAGCAGGGAAACACUUGAAAGUGGUGACGAGAUUGUUAGAUGUUCUUGCUGCAAUGAGAACUUGAACAACAGCAGCGAUCUUUAUCCGCCGUUUUUGUUGUUAAAGCCUUCCUGGAAAACUUUGAAGUAUACCCAGAAAGGUUUGGUCAUAGAAGCAAUAGAUGAUGAUGAUGAUCGGAAUGGAAACGAUGAUGAUCUAUGUAAAGAUGAUAAACUAGGACACUACAAUGAACGAGAAGAAUUUCAAAUGCUUUCUGAUGUUGGAAGUUUUGGUCUUAAAGAUUCGAUAGAGGAAGAGUGUUCGGGGUCUGAAUCGAAUUUGCGUUGCGAGGAAAAGGACGGGAAUGCAGAUCCGAAAACAGAUAUUACUUACAUUAUAGAAGAAGAUUUUUAUAGUAUGGAUUUCCGUCCUCGAUCUUUUGAUGAAGAUAUCGUGCAGCAGCGUUGUCUCGGUGAAGAAGAUAGAUCAUUUGAGAUCAUCAAGCUGAAGUCUGACAGCAGUAAUCUUGAGUGUGAAUUGGAUCGAUUAAUUCCGGUCGAAUUGAUAGAUUCGUCAACUUUUGCAAAUCACGGAUCAUUCGUUUCAUCAAAAGAAGAAGAUCUGGGAAAUAUAGAUGAUCAUCAAGAUGAAACUUUUGAAUUACAGAUUGAAAGAGAAGAUACUGUGUCAGAAAAUCAAGAAAAUACAAGUUUUGCAGAAGUUGAAAACAUGAAUGAUGGUGUGAAAUCUUCAGCUAUAAAUGUGGAGGAAAUGAUUAGAGAUUUAGUCGGUGAGGCCUGCGAACAAGUUAUUUCUCUGAAAGCUGCGCAAUCUAUUAUCGCUUCAGUCAACAAUGUUGAAGUAGCAGACACAGAAGAAACAGAUGUGAUUGAAGCAGUUCAUCAGGCAGGAAUUAAUGACUUCGUAUUGUCCGUUGAUCAGACAAAAUCCAAAUCCUACAUAGAACUGUCUGAUCGUGAAACCAGCCAACCUCAAGAACAAGAACCUCCACGAGGAGAUGAUGCAGAAACUCGUAUUGCUCAAGAAACGCACAUGGUUUGUGAUGAUAAUGGUUUACAAGAAAAAGAAAAGACUUCAAUGGAAGAAACAAUGAUCUCAGCUGAUAAGUAUCAGGAGAUAAUAACCCAAGAUUCAUCUACGCGAUCAGAAUCCAAUGAUGCGGAUGAAGAGAAGUUCCCCGAGACACCAACAUCUGUUGACAGUCUUAACUACUUGCAUAAGAAAUUGCUUCUAUUUGAGAAAAGAGAAUCAGGAACAGAAGAGUCAUUAGAUGGAAGCGUGAUAAGCGAGACUGAUAGUGCAGAUCCAGUUCAAACUGUUGAAAAGCUGAAAACGGCUCUUAAAGCUGAACGGAAGUCUUUGAAUAUUUUAUAUUCGGAACUGGAGGAAGAGAGAAGCGCUUCUGCAAUAGCCGCAAACCAGACUAUGGCCAUGAUAAACCGGCUCCAAGAAGAGAAAGCAGCAAUGCAGAUGGAAGCAUUGCAGUACCAAAGGAUGAUGGAUGAACAAUCUGAAUAUGAUCAAGAAGCUUUGCAGCUUCUUAAUGAAUUGAUGAUGAAGCGAGAACGAGAGAAGCAUGAGCUUGAGAAAGAAUUGGAAGUAUAUCGUAAGAAAGUUUUGGAUUACGAAACCAAAGAGAAAAUAAGAGUGUUGCGAAGAAGUAAAGACGGCAGUGUAAAGAGUAGAAACUCGUCUGCUACUUGCAGCAAUGCGGAGGACGUUGAUGAGCUAUCUAUUGACCUUAACCGCGAAGAAAGAGAUGAAGGCAGUAACUAUAAUAAUACUCUUGGUGUUGAAGGUAUAAAUUUAGAGGAAAUAGCACUAGAUUGUGUAAACCAAAUAAGUUCGCUUGAUGACUCGUUGGCCGAAUUCGAGGAAGAGAGGUUGUCUAUUCUAGAUCAACUUAAGGCAUUGGAGGAAAGACUAAUUUCUUUGAAUGAAAAUGAGCAGAUUGAGGACAAAAACUCAGUGGGUAGUUCCUCAAAGUAUAGUGAAAAGGGAUAUGAUGAAAGCUACGAAUUGAGUACUCCGGAAGAAAACGGGACUUCACAGGAGUUGGCGAAAGAUAAACAUUAUACACAUAGGAAAACCAUGAGUUCAAUGGCAAAAAACCUCCUUCCUCUUCUGGAUGCUGCUGAUAAUGAAACUGAAGAAGGGUUAAGAUUUGAAGAAAAUGCAGCAUCGGAAUUUGUUGAAAUGGAAAACUCUUUCCUUUCCAAUUUAGAAUCAGACAUCAAGAAACUAGCCCUUGAAGAGGAAGUCGAUCAUGUGUACGAAAGACUACAAGCUCUUGAAGCAGAUAGGGAUUUCCUAAAGCAUUGUGUGAGUUCAAUAAAUAAAGGAGAUGAAGGAAUGGAACUUCUCCAAGAGAUUUUGCAACAUCUGCGGGAUCUGCGAGCAGUCGAACUACGGGCAAGGAACAUGAACGAUGAUCCUCUGGGGUAAAGUUUACACUUAAAGAGCCAAUAUAUUGAACCUGAGAUGUGACAUUAUUUCUUUCUACCACAGCAAUUCAAGGAACAACAAAAAUGUCAAAAAUAUUGUGGAACUCCAUGUUUUCUGCAAAGUUCCAGGAAACUCUGAAGGAGGGGGCAUUCCUGGAUAAUUUUGAUUGCAUUGACAAUCAUAUGCAGACUAAAAAUCUAAUGUCAGCAUCAUGCUCUAUCAUUUGGUCUCGGCUUACUACAAGAAAAAUGUAAAGCCGAAAGUUUUGCAAUAUUUCCUCCAAGCUGCCUUUUCCAGGCAACGGAGAAAGACAAAGAGGAGUGCAUAAGUCUACCUAGUUUGAGUGUGUAGGUUAGGUUUUACUCGGAAAACAAAUUUGGUUUCCUUCUUAUUUUCUUGUUCAUUUGUUUUCCAUAGGAAAUACGGGGAAGGAGAAGAAGGGUAACUCUUCCUUCUCCAGUUUGUUCUCGUGUCCCGUAUAUCAUAUGGGUUGCAGUAAUGUGUCAAUAUUUGUAAGCAUCAAAAUUUCUGCUUGCUUUUACACUAGUAACAAACUUGUGAAUUCAAAAGCUUUGUUUGCAUACUUGAUUAGCAGAAAUUGUAAACAUGUUCUGCACUUUGCAUGAA